AUGACGGAUCCAUACAAGCUGGCCGAAGAAAAUAUAAAAUGGCCAGUCCAGAAGCGGUCUUCGUCAGUCUCGACGCUCAUACUCUACGGCGUCGACAUCCCGUGUACAUGGACGAAGCUCAUGAUCACUUCCUGCAAACAGCUCUCAAGAUUUGAGUAUGCCGGUCCGAAGUAUCACGGGUCAACAUAUAUUCUACCGAACAUCAUGUCUGGUCUUGAGCAGCAGCAAGACUCGCUGCGGGUUCUGCACCUUGCUCCAGAAGAUGAUGAUUGCUGGGAUGAGCCUGAUUCGACCCACGCGCGCAUCGAUGGUUUCCACCGAUUACAUGCCCUGGAAAACCUCUCUACAUCAUUUCGAGUACUGCUUGGUACACCGCCUAUGAACUAUACCGGCGAAGGAAACUGGAAAUACCCUCGGAUGCGGGAUAUACUUCCCCAUAGCCUACAAGAGUUGUUUCUGUCUACAACGGCUACGAUGGUAUCCCACAACUACCGUGAUGGAUAUUAUGAUCUCUUCAACAGCGCUCUUCCCCUACAAGCAAAUGGUCUAUACUUGAAGAAGAUCCGCGUAGCAUACUCAGACAUGAUCACAGGCGCUCAUUCGUUGCCCUUCAAUUUCUGGGACAUCAAGAACUCAUACGUUGCACACGGAGUGGAGUUUGACUACUCUAUAUCCAUCAGCGCAGAUCGAGAUGAGCCGGGACUAUCUCUUACAGAUGCGCACAUUAACGAUAUGGUUUCCAUGCUCAAGAGUUACGGGCCGAAGGCAGUCGAAAUGGCUCAUCACUUCACUUGUUUCGGAAGCCAAAUAGUGCAGAAAGUACUGUCUGAACUAGGCUAUUCCGAAGACUGGAUAAGCAGCGAGGAAGGCCGGAAGUAUAUGUUCGUAUCGUGA
Alternaria viburni is the source of this 894-nucleotide messenger RNA. RefSeq lists its product as uncharacterized. The transcript is spliced from 2 exons. The record is from RefSeq and is a predicted model, not a curated record. The coding region runs from base 1 to 894 and encodes 297 amino acids. Lineage: Eukaryota; Fungi; Ascomycota; Dothideomycetes; Pleosporales; Pleosporaceae.